Molecule: messenger RNA, 261 nt
Organism: Macrosiphum euphorbiae (potato aphid)
Lineage: Eukaryota; Metazoa; Arthropoda; Insecta; Hemiptera; Aphididae
Source: the annotation of a GenBank genome assembly
AUGUCAAAGUACUGCCCACCGAAGAGUUUACGUCAAAAAUAUAUUUUAAAAGCAUCUCCUAGUAAACUAAAGUGUGAUAACUUGAUCAGGUCUGAUCGUGUAUAUUAUAAGGUGUCUCACGAGCAAAAGAGUCUUAAUGAUCGAGCAGCUGAAGACAGGGUUGAUAUGUGUUUAUUGAAAAAGAAUUUUCCAGAAUUUAUUCAGUAUGUAGCCGAUCCAAAAGAGAAAGAUUUUGAAACUUAUUUAGUCAAGAUCAAGUAG